CUGCAGCUACAGAAUAUGUUGCCGAGUUAAUGAGGCAUGCGAGAGGAAAUGAUGGAAAUGGGACUAAUGAGCAGGUCGUGGGCGAUAUCAGCGAACAAUGGGCGGUGGGGCCGGCCACAGAGGCAGAGUCGGAAAUGCGUUGGUGGCAAGCGAGCAGUGCGAAGAGCGAAAAUGAUGCUGAUGCCAAGGUUAGAAAUGCGAAAGCUGAAGGUGCGCCCAUGGCAGUAAUGAACAACACUGCCGAAGAGGAGGAAGCGGAGGUGGAGGUGGAGGAAAUAAACCACCCGAAUAUGAGUGAACAAAGUGCUGAAGAAGAUUUACACAGCACAGAUGUAAGAUGGGUGAAGGGAGUUCGAACAAAAAUGGCUAAAAACACGCAAUAUCCAAUAGAGCAUCAGCAGCAGCAGGCACAUCGCCGCUACAAGCAACACAAAAUUGAGCGUCACUUUCGGCGGCAGGAACAACGACGCACGCUGCAUAACUCACGUGAGCAUGUACUACAAGCGGAAGGCACACAGCCCAAACGACAUCAUCGCGUGCAUUCGAGGCUAUGCAGCCAUGUGAAGCAUGUAGGAGGACAGCAGAUGGAAGAGCAACAACACCACCAUAAGCAGCACCGCAAACGAGCGAAAUUUUUGCGAAAUAGUCACAACAGCAUACAUUCAGGCCACUUGCAACACAAACACCGGCGACAUGAACACAAAUUCCAUAGCAGAGUUUCAGUUGAGCCUCAAAUUCUGCAAUUUGGGGAGCAAAAUCAACAACAAUUGCUUGGCAUGGAAGUGAAGAGCGCUACUAGCGAUGAUGAUGAGUUUCCUUCUAUGCACUUUGAAGAUGCAGAUGCGUCCGACUGGCAAUACCAACAGGAUGAAACCAAUAUUGGCGAAGAGUCUCGGUGGCAUGCUGAUGCAUCUCAAACGAAUAGGACAGAGGGAAGGCCAGAAGAUGCACCUCAAAGUAUGCUCCUCAAAAAUUUCAGUUUCACCAAACUACCGCAGGAACUUGAAAAAUUACGACCGAAAGAGCAGCAUAUGGUUUCUACUGCACACAAACUAAACCAACAACAGAAUCCAAAACACCAAAUGCAUGCUGAAAGACAAAGUAAGCGGCUCAAGGUGGCAUCAACACAAGCAACAUACGCGUUGCCGCUUACGUCGUUCGAUGGCCUGCCUUUAACACCCACACACGCCACAGACAACUACGCCCCACUUCACAUCGGGUCGAAUAGGUGGCAGAGCAUCGCAGCGGACAUUGAUUUGCAAGCGGCUGCACGUUCCGGACGUCAUCGCGGCCGUCAUGUAACCUUACCCACCCUCAUGCAGCCGCACGCUAGCCGCAACAGCUACAACAUUGGUGGUGGUGGCAAAGUAUUUCGUUCACUGCCCGACACGGAAGAUUUUAAUUACGAACAGCAUGUUCAUCGCAUGUUGGCCGCAGCGCCUCAAAGGCAUUGGCCGGUCAAACGCGAAGCCAUUGUCGAAGGCGAUGUCAUACUCGGCGGUCUAAUGAUGGUGCACUCACGCGAGGACACCAUUAUGUGCGGGCCAAUAAUGCCACAGGGUGGCAUACAGGCACUGGAGGCGAUGCUCUACACCAUUGAUCGCAUCAACGAGGCGAGUUUGCUGCCAAACAUCACUUUGGGUGCGCACAUUUUAGACGACUGUGACAAGGAUUCGUAUGGGCUGGAGAUGGCGGUGGAUUUCAUAAAAG
Messenger RNA from Rhagoletis pomonella (apple maggot), 1710 nucleotides. RefSeq names its product involucrin-like. Gene Ontology annotation, molecular function: adenylate cyclase inhibiting G protein-coupled glutamate receptor activity. Gene Ontology annotation, biological process: G protein-coupled receptor signaling pathway. Gene Ontology annotation, cellular component: membrane. The record is from RefSeq and is a predicted model, not a curated record. Lineage: Eukaryota; Metazoa; Arthropoda; Insecta; Diptera; Tephritidae.